AUGGCAGAGUCAGCAGUGAGCUUUGCUGUUGACAAGAUGGCUACAUUGAUAACCGAAGAAGUGACACUAUUGAAAGGCAUCCGCGAUGAAGUUGAACAUAUGAAAGAUGAUUUGGAAGCCAUUAGAGCUUUCGUGAAGGAUGCAGAUUCGAAGGCAGAGAAAGAAGGCAUCAAUGAGGGUGUAAAAGUGUGGGUCAAGCAAGCAAGGGAAUUGGCCUUUCUCAUUGAAGAUGUCAUUGACGAAUACAUGCUUCGUGUGGCACAACAUCAUGAUCGACGUGGAUGUGUAGGCUUCUUACAUAAAAUUGCUUCCUUGGUUAUGAAAUUGAAGGCACGCCAUGAGAUAGCAUCAGAAAUUCAAGAUGUUCGAAAAGCUCUUCAAAAUAUCAAGGAAAGAAGUGGACCAUUCCAGUUCAUCCCUUCAGAGCAAGGAGCAUCUAGUAAUGCAAGAAGAGCCAUAUCGCAUGAUCCUCGAAUGGCUUCUCUUUUCAUUGAAGAAGGUGAACUUGUUGGCAUUGAAUCUUCGAGAGAUAAACUGGCAAGUUACAUGGUAGAUGAUGCAUCUCAAAGGACGGUCAUCUCAUUGGUUGGUAUUGGGGGAGUGGGUAAAACCACUCUUGCUAGGAAAGUAUACGACAGUCGAAGAGUGACAGAGCACUUCCGAUGUCAUGCUUGGGUGAUGGUUUCUCAAUCAUAUGAUAAGAAGGAGUUACUGAAGAGUAUUCUAAGGAAACUCUAUGAAGCUAAAAAUAAGUGUUGUCCUGAAAACAUUGUCACAAUGGAGGAUCCAUCAUUGAUUGAUGUGGAGCAUGCUUUGCUGGAUAAUAACAAAGGCAGUAGAAUAUUGAUCACAACAAGAAAGGAGGGUGUUGCUAAUUUCUGUAGGAGAUAUUCACUAGUUCAUGUCCAUUUGCUGGAACCUCUAGGCCAACAAGAUUCCUGGGAGUUGUUUUGUAAGAAGACAUUCAUGCGUGACUUUGAAGGGCGAUGCCCUAAAGAUUUGGAAGAGUUAUCCAGGGACAUUGUUGGAAGAUGCGGAGGAUUGCCUCUCGCCAUUGUGGCCAUUGGUGGACUACUAGCGAGCAAAGAAAAGGUGGUUCUAGAGUGGGAAAAAUUGCUCAAUAGUCUUGGUUCUACAUGGAGGGAUGAUCCAAAUCUUGAGAAUAUCACCAAAAUUCUCUCUCUUAGUUAUGGUGAUUUGCCUUACUACCUUAAAUCUUGUUUCUUAUACUUGGGCAUGUUUCCAGAGGAUUUUUCCAUUAGACGUGGAAGGCUAAUUCGGUUAUGGGUAGUUGGAGGUUUCAUACAAGAAAAGCAAGGCAUGACAUUAGAAGAGGUUGCAAAAGAAUACAUGAUUGAACUUAUUCAUCGAAGUUUAGUUCAAGUGGAUCUUGUUAGUGCUAAAAGAACUCCUAUUACAUUUCGAGUUCAUGAUUUGGUACGUGAGGUCAUUCUUUCCAAGUCAGAGGAGUUGAGUUUGUGCCAUGUUUUAGGUAAUUACUUAAGCUUUGAAAGCAUAGCUAGACACCUUUCUAUAAGCAACAGAGAAAAUGGGAAUCGAAAGAGCAGCACCAAGUCACAAACACGCUCUAUUAUGAUCUUCAACGAAGUAGAGCUUCAAAAGCUCGUAAUUGAUUGGAUAUUUGGAAAAUGCAAGUUGUUGACCGCAUUAGAUUUUGAAAGCUGUCCAAUAAAUUACAUUCCGAAAGAAUUGGGAAAUUUGCUGCAUCUGAAGUAUCUCAACUUAAGAAAUACCAAAGUCUCAAAACUUCCAAAAUCAAUUGGGAAGCUACAGAACUUAGAGUUCUUAGAUGUGAGGGGUUCUUCAGUGAAGGAGUUGCCAAUUGAGAUUAACAGAUUUUCCAAAUUGCGAUAUCUUUUGGGUGAUCCUGCAUUGAAGAUAUAUGGCAGCAUUUGGCAUUUAGAGUUCUUACAAGUACUAUAUGCAGUUAGACUAGAUGAUGAUCAAUAUGUGAGAUUAAUUAAUGAGUUAAGAAUGUUGAAGCAAUUGAGAAAAUUGGGGAUUGUAGAUUUUAAAAGAGAAUAUGGAAGGGAUCUGUGCACUGCUUUGGAGAGGAUGACUCAAUUGCGGUCACUAUAUGUUCGUGUAGUCAAAGUGAACGAGAUUCUUGAAGUGCAAUCUAUGUAUUCUCCUCCUGCUCUCCUUCAAACCCUCCAACUUUCUGGACGGUUAGAGAGGUUCCCUGAUUGGGUUUCCAAACUACAAAAUCUAGUUGAAUUGUGUUUGUGGUAUUCAAGAUUGAAGGAUGAUUUGAUAAAAGUUAUUCAAGCUUUGCCUAAUUUAAAAGUUUUUCGGCUAUUUGAUGGAUACAAUGGAGAGAAGAUUCAGUUUGAGGAAGGAGGGUUUCAAAAGCUCAAGGAGUUAUUUCUUGCAGGGUUGAAUGAGUUGAAAACGAUGACAAUAGACAAAGGAGCAAUGCCUCUUCUUGAACAGCUGUAUAUAGGUCCUUGCCCACAAUUGAAGGAGGUGCCCUUUGGAAUUCAACACUUGAAACACCUCAAAGAGCUAUAUUUUGAUGGGAUGUCAAGUGAGUUCACGCAAAGGUUGUCACGUGAACAAGGAGAAGACUACUGGAUAGUGAAGAAUGUACCAAUUACCCUCAUUGCUACGUAUUUGACGAGAUUGGCCGACGAGUAA
This is a messenger RNA of Dovyalis caffra, 2658 nucleotides long. The record is from the annotation of a GenBank genome assembly. Lineage: Eukaryota; Viridiplantae; Streptophyta; Magnoliopsida; Malpighiales; Salicaceae.